Helianthus annuus (common sunflower) is the source of this 2373-nucleotide messenger RNA. Its product is annotated as homeobox-leucine zipper protein ROC6. Gene Ontology annotation, molecular function: DNA binding; lipid binding. Lineage: Eukaryota; Viridiplantae; Streptophyta; Magnoliopsida; Asterales; Asteraceae. The record is from RefSeq and is a predicted model, not a curated record. The coding region runs from base 1 to 2373 and encodes 790 amino acids. The transcript has 10 exons.
AUGUGUGUUUUAUGCGAAGACGGACCUGAAACAACGGAUCGUCUCUUCUGUUGCUAUUACGCGGCUGCUGUGUUGUGGAAUCGGGUCCGUCUCUGGUGCAAGAUAAGUCCCAUCUACGGUUUUUCGGUUAAAGACUUGCUGGAAAUUUACGAGUACGCAGGCUUGAAGAAGCACGAGGAAGAUAUCUUGGAAGGAGUAGAUCUAAAAAUAGAGAAUUGUCUUGGUCUAACUGGUGCUCUAUUCAAAUGCCGGUCAAUGAUCAUCGAUUUUAGCGAUUGUGAAAAGUGGCCAGGGAGGGUGUGCGAAGAUAGAAGACAUAAUCCAAAAAUGGAAGGAAAUAGUAAUCAAAGGGCUAUGGAAGGAGUAUCUUCGACCACGUCCGAUGAAAAUAAGAAUUAUGAAUCCGUAUCUAAUAACGAACAGGAAAUCAAUCUUGGUGGUUCUUCUUCGAGCUCACGACAAUAUAGUCGUCACACACCAAAGCAAAUUGAAGAACUAGAAAGAUUCUUUAAGAAGAACGCUCACCCUACCGAGAAAGAAAGGAUUGAGAUAGGAAGCAAACUCAACAUAAGUGAUAAACAAGUAGUUUUUUGGUUCCAAAAUAGAAGAACUCAGUUAAAGACUCAAAAUGAGCGCCAUGAGAAUACACUUCUGAAGAAAGAGAACAGGCAACUAAAGCUUGAGAAUUCGGCACUGAAAGAAGUCAUAAAGAACUCGCUUUGCAACAAAUGUGGUGCGCAAGCAACAAUAUUGGACGAAUCCAUUCACAAACAAAGAGUCGAGAAAGAAAACAUGUGGUUGAAAGAGGAGCUUAGCCGCAUGACUAGUCUCGUCAAUCAAAUGUGGGGUAGGCCAUUGUCAAACAAUGUGAUAAAUCCUAGUGACAUUAUAAACCCAAUUACGAAUCAAUCACAAAUGAGCUUCGACAUACCCAUUCAAAGGAAUGGAUAUCUUAUGCAGGCAUCAAGAGCUAUGGAAGAGCUCUUGAAGCUUGGGGUUGUUAACGUUCCAAUAUGGAAUAAGAACAAGGAAGAUGGAGGGGAAACCCUUAACUUUGUUGAAUAUCUAAGGGCUUUUCCUCCUUGCCUUGGCACAAAACCACUUGGAUUUGUAUCCGAGGCUACACGAUUUAGUAGCGUGGUACCGAUGACUUGUUCAACCAUUAUAGAAGUAUUACUUAAUGCGGAUCAAUGGAAAGAAGUGUUUAUGGGCAUGAUUGGUAGUUGUACUACAAUGGAAGUGAUUUCCAAUGGUACAGGAGGAUCAAGAAAUGGUGCUCUCCAACUUAUGAAAGCUGAAAUUCAACUCAUUUCGCCUUUAGUACCAGUUCGAGUCCUACAGUUUAUUAGAUUCGCAAAACAGCAAGUGCAGGGGCUAUGGAUUGUGGUUGAUUUGUCCUUCGAUUCUGGAAUGGAAGGACACAUGACAAGAAGGUGUCCUUCCGGUUGUAUCCUACUUGAUAUGCAACAUGGUUUGACAAUGGUUACUUGGAUUGAACAUACUGAAUAUGAUGAACAAUUGGUCUCCUGUCAAUAUCGUCAGUUAAUCAGCUCAGGUGUGGGCUUUGGUGCACAAAGAUGGAUUAAUGCACUAUUGAGGCAUUGUGAAAGCUUAAAUGCCAUCACAUCAACCACCCUCAACCACCACUUGUUUCCAGAUACAAAAAGAAGCUUAAAAGCUCUAGCACAACGCAUGACUAGUACCUUUUGUGGUGGGAUUUGUUUGACUGACGGUCAACAAUGGGAUUCGGUUGUGGAUCAUGCACCAGGAAUACCACGAAUCAUGGCACGCAAGUGCAUAACUGGUUCUGGUGAAUCAAUGGGAAUAGUCACUAGUGCAACCUAUUCGAUUUGGAUACCAACAAAUCACCAACACUUGUUUAAUAUGUUGCUAACAAAAGACAGGUGUAUAUGGGAUGUGAUAUGCCAUAGGAUUGCUGCUAGAAACAUGAUUCAUUUACCGUUGGGCCAAGAUGAAACAAGUCCUAACUGCAUCUCCAUUUUAAAUUCCAAUAUUGCGACACCAACAGAAGAUGAUCAGAUUAUGGUGUUGCAAGAGACAACGAGUGAUAUGACGGGAUCACUCUUGGUCUAUGCAACGGUGGAUAUCCCGACAGUAUCCGUGGUGAUGAACGGCGAUGACAUUUCUUCGGUGGCUCUCUUACCAUCAGGGUUUUAUAUUGUCCCAGGCCAUGGCAAAGGCAAUGGCAAUGCAGGUGGUGAACGUGGAUCAAUGGUGACUGUGGGGUUCCAACUAUUACACCCAGAUAUAGCUACCUCAAACCUGAUCACAAUGGAAACCAUUAGCAUGAUAAAUGAUCUAGUGAGACGAACAGUUCAAGGAGUCAAAGAAAUUGUUCGAUCGAAUCAAUAA